AGGAGGGAGAACCCCGUGCAACGUUGGGACUUGGCAGCCCGCCUCCCCCUGCCCAAGGAUAUUUAAUUUGCCUCGUGAAUCGCUACUUCCAGAGAGGAACUCAGGAGGGAAGGCGUGCGCGCCUGCAGGGGCACCACAGGGACCCGCUGGCCGCCGCUGCCUUCCUGCGCGGGACUUAAGCUGAGGCGGCUAGAGAUGCAUCUUAGCUCCUUCCUGGCUGCAGUGGUUGAGGGGACACUUGGCUUUCGGGAAGAUCGUGGCCGCAUUCACCCUGGACGCAUUGCCUCCCCUCUGGGCAUAAAACGCCCAUAAACUCCAGUCGGCUCUCUUCCUUGGCGCAGCCACUGCAGGGGACGGCGUGGAUUUAGGAGUCGGGGUUUCUUCAGCCUUCAGCCUUGUUUGCAUGUGCGGGGCCGCGGUGAGGAGCCUCCGCCCCCCAACUAGUUGUUUUUCGGCGCCUCCUUUUGCUCAGCGGCUUUGGCGGUGGCGGUGGCGGCAGCAUGGCGAGUCCUCCAGAUACCGAAGGUUUCUCGGACGUGCGCAAGGUGGGCUACCUGCGCAAGCCCAAGAGCAUGCACAAGCGCUUCUUCGUGCUGCGGGCGGCCAGCGAGGCCGGGGGCCCUGCGCGCUUGGAGUACUACGAGAACGAGAAGAAGUGGAGGCACAAGUCGAGCGCCCCCAAACGCUCGAUCCCCCUCGAGAGCUGCUUCAACAUCAACAAACGUGCUGACUCCAAGAACAAGCACCUGGUGGCUCUCUAUACCCGGGACGAGCACUUUGCCAUUGCUGCGGACAGUGAGGCUGAGCAAGACAGCUGGUACCAGGCUCUCCUGCAGCUGCACAACCGUGCCAAAAGCCACCACCACGAAGGGGCCUCAGCCCCUGGAGCAGGAGGCAGUGGUAGCUGCAGUGGCAGCUUGGGCCUCGGCGAGGCUGGAGAGGACUUGAGCUAUGGAGAUGGGCCAGGACCUGCGUUUAAGGAGGUCUGGCAGGUGAUCUUGAAGCCCAAGGGCCUGGGUCAGACAAAGAACCUCAUUGGUAUCUACCGCCUCUGCCUGACCAGCAAGACCAUUAGCUUUGUGAAGCUGAACUCAGAGGCAGCGGCUGUGGUGCUACAGCUAAUGAACAUCAGACGCUGCGGCCACUCUGAAAACUUCUUUUUCAUUGAGGUGGGCCGUUCUGCUGUGACAGGGCCUGGGGAGUUCUGGAUGCAGGUGGAUGACUCGGUGGUGGCCCAGAACAUGCAUGAGACUAUCUUGGAGGCCAUGCGGGCCAUGAGUGAUGAGUUUCGCCCUCGAAGCAAGAGCCAGUCCUCAUCCAACUGCUCCAACCCCAUCAGUGUCCCCUUGCGCAGGCACCAUCUCAACAACCCCCCGCCCAGCCAGGUGGGGUUGACCCGCAGAUCACGCACUGAAAGCAUCACUGCCACCUCCCCUGCCAGUAUGGUAGGUGGGAAGCCAGGAUCCUUCCGUGUGCGCGCCUCCAGCGAUGGUGAAGGCACCAUGUCCCGCCCAGCCUCUGUGGAUGGCAGCCCUGUGAGUCCUAGCACCAACAGAACCCACGCCCACCGGCAUCGGGGCAGCUCCCGGCUGCACCCGCCUCUCAACCACAGUCGCUCCAUCCCCAUGCCUUCUUCUCGCUGCUCGCCUUCGGCAACCAGCCCAGUUAGUCUAUCGUCCAGCAGCACCAGUGGCCAUGGUUCCACUUCGGACUGUCUGUUUCCAAGGCGGUCUAGUGCUUCCGUGUCUGGUUCCCCCAGUGAUGGCGGUUUCAUCUCUUCAGAUGAGUAUGGCUCUAGCCCCUGCGACUUCCGAAGUUCCUUCCGCAGUGUCACUCCAGAUUCCUUGGGCCACACCCCACCAGCCCGAGGCGAGGAGGAGCUGAGCAAUUAUAUAUGCAUGGGUGGAAAGGGGGCCUCCACUCUAACAGCUCCCAAUGGUCAUUACAUUUUGUCCCGAGGUGGUAAUGGCCACCGGUACAUCCCAGGAGCUGGCUUGGGCACCAGCCCAGCGUUGUUGACCGGGGAUGAAGCUGCCAGUGCUGCUGAUCUGGAUAAUAGGUUCCGGAAGAGAACCCACUCUGCAGGGACAUCCCCUACCAUUUCCCACCAGAAGACCCCAUCCCAGUCCUCAGUGGCUUCCAUUGAGGAGUAUACAGAGAUGAUGCCUGCCUAUCCGCCAGGAGGUGGCAGUGGAGGCCGACUGCCUGGCUACAGGCACUCUGCCUUCGUGCCCACCCAUUCCUACCCUGAGGAGGGUCUAGAGAUGCAUGCCUUGGAGCACCGCAGCAGCCACCAUCGCCCAGAUAGUUCCACCCUCCACACUGAUGAUGGAUACAUGCCCAUGUCCCCAGGAGUGGCCCCAGUGCCCAAUAGCCGGAAGGGCAGUGGGGAUUAUAUGCCCAUGAGCCCCAAGAGCGUGUCUGCCCCGCAGCAGAUCAUCAACCCCAUCAGACGUCAUCCCCAGAGAGUGGACCCCAAUGGCUACAUGAUGAUGUCCCCCAGUGGCAGCUGCUCCCCUGACAUUGGAGGUGGGUCCAGCAGCAGCAGCAGCAUCAGUGCCGCCCCUUCUGGCAGUAGCUAUGGGAAGCUAUGGACAAAUGGGGUCAGUGGGCACCACUCUCAUGCCCUGUCUCACCCCAAGCCCCCUGUGGAGAGUGGGGGUGGCAAGCUCUUGCCUUGUACAGGUGACUACAUGAACAUGUCACCAGUGGGGGACUCCAACACCAGCAGCCCCUCUGACUGCUACUAUGGCCCUGAGGAUCCCCAGCACAAGCCAGUCCUUUCCUACUAUUCAUUGCCAAGGUCUUUUAAGCACACCCAGCGCCCUGGGGAGCCAGAGGAGGGUGCCCGGCACCAGCAUCUCCGCCUCUCCUCUAGCUCUGGUCGCCUUCUCUACACUGCAACUGCAGAAGAUUCUUCUUCCUCCACCAGCAGCGACAGCCUGGGUGGGGGUUACUGUGGGGCUAGGCCAGAGCCUGGCCUCCCACAUCCCCACCAUCAUGUCUUGCAGCCCCAUUUGCCUCGAAAAGUGGACACAGCUGCUCAGACCAACAGCCGCCUGGCCCGGCCCACAAGGCUAUCUUUGGGGGAUCCCAAGGCCAGCACCUUGCCUCGGGCUCGAGAACAGCAACAGCAGCAGCCCCUACUGCACCCUCCGGAGCCCAAAAGCCCAGGGGAAUAUGUGAAUAUUGAAUUUGGGAAUGACCAGCCUGGCUACUUAUCUGGCCCUAUGACUUCCCGCAGCUCACCUUCUGUUCGGUGUCCAUCCCAGCUCCAGCCAGCUCCCAGAGAGGACGAGACUGGCACUGAGGAGUACAUGAACAUGGACUUGGGGCCAGGCCGGAGGGCAACCUGGCAGGAGAGCAGUGGGGGGGAGAUGGGCAGAGUGGGCCCUGCACCUCCAGGGACUACUAGCAUUUGCAGGCCUACCCGGGCAGUGCCCAGCAGCCGGGGUGACUACAUGACCAUGCAGAUGGGUUGUCCCCGUCAGAGCUACGUGGACACCUCACCAGUUGCCCCUGUCAGCUACGCUGACAUGCGGACAGGCAUUGCUGCAGAGGAGGUGAAACUGCCCAGGGCCUCAGCGGCUGCUCCUCCUUCAGCCUCCAAAGCCUCUUCUUCCCCUGCUGCACCUCAAGGAGCAACUGAGCUUCCUGCCCACUCUUCCCUUUUGGGGGGCCCACAGGGACCUGGGGGCAUUAGCGCCUUCACCCGGGUAAACCUCAGUCCCAACCGCAACCAGAGUGCCAAAGUGAUCCGUGCAGAUCCACAAGGGUGCCGGAGGAGGCAUAGCUCAGAGACCUUCUCCUCAACACCUACUGCUUCCCGGGGGGCCAACACGGUGCCCUUUGGAGGAGGGGCUGCAGUAGAGGGCAGUGGCGGUGGUGGCAGCAACAGCAGUGAGGAUGUCAAACGCCACAGCUCUGCUUCCUUUGAGAAUGUCUGGCUGAGACCUGGGGAGCUCGGCGGAGCCCCCAAGGAGGUGGCCCAAGGGUGUGGAGCUGCUGGGGGUUUGGAGAAUGGUCUUAACUACAUAGACCUGGAUUUGGUCAAGGACUUCAAACAGCGCCCUCAGGAGCGCCCCCCUCAACCACAGCCUCCCCCACCUCCACCCCCUCAUCAGCCCCUGGGCAGUAGUGAGAGCAGCUCUACCAGCCGCUCCAGCGAGGAUUUAAGCACCUAUGCCAGCAUCAGUUUCCAGAAGCAGCCAGAGGACCGCCAGUAGCUCAACUGGAUGUCACAGCAGAAUGAAGACCUAAACGACCUCAGCAAAUCUUCCUCUAACUCAUGGGUACCCAGACUCUAACUCUUUCAUGAUUCACAAUCAGGACCUCACAUCUUCCGCCUCUGUAGAUGGUACGAUGCAUCCAUUUCAGUUUGUUUACUUUAUACAAUCCUCAGGAGUUCGUUGACUGAACUGCACGUUCUAUAUUGUGCCAAGCAAAAAAGCACUGUGACACCAGAAGAAUAGUCUGCGUGAACUUCAUCUUGAACCUUAAGGACUUAGCUGGCCACAAUGAGCUGAUGUGCCCACUACCAGGCUUCGAGAGAAUGGGUUUCCUCUCAUUUACAAGAUUCGUUUCAUCUGCUGCUGAAACUGUGUUUGACAAAAUGUCAUUGUAAAUUAUUUCAUUCAAAACUGUUCACAUUGGGUGGAGAGAGUAUUAAAUAUUUAACAUAGGUUUUGAUUUAUAUGUGUAAUUUUUUUAAUGAAAAUGUAACUUUUCUUACAGCACAUCUUUUUUUUUUGGAUGUGGAACUGAGGUAUACAAUGUUCUGUUGUAAAGAGUGGAGCAAAUGCUUAAAACAAGGCUAACAAGAGUAGAAUAGUGUAUGAUCCUUGUUUUAAGAUUGUAAUUCAGAAAAAUAAUAUAAUAAGAAUCAUAGUGCCAUAGAUGAUUCUCAAUUGUAUAGUUAUAUUUGCUGAUACUAUCUCUUGUAAUAUAAACUUGAUGUUGAGCUGAGUUCCUUAAAAGAAUUAAUCUUAAUUUUGUAUUUUUCCUGUAAGACAGUAGACCAUGUUAAUUAAACUGAAGAACAAUAUAUACUACUUGGGUAUUUUCAAGUGUCAGCUUAAAAUUGAUGAUUGAAUGGAAGCAAAAUUAUAAGAAAAGGAAAUCAAAGUCUUCCAUUGUAUAUAUUGUAAAGAGAAGGAGACCUGGGUGAUCCUUUCAAAUCAAAAGCUCUCUUUGGAAUGAACAAUGUGGGUGUUUGUAAAUUCUGGAAAUGUCUUUCUCUUCAUAAUAAACUAGAAUCUGUUAAUCUUUUCUUCUCUCCCCCUCCCCCAGUCCACUUCUGGAAGCUUCCUGCUCCAUUCCCACCAUUUUUUUUUCCUGUGCACAUGUUAUAAUAUUUCAUUUCCUGUGUUGUAUUGAGUAUACUUAGACAAAUGAGUGCUUGCUAACCAGAAAUUAAAAUUCCAGAGUGGAUUUUUUUUUUUUUUUUAAUCAUGACCAGGGCUACAUGUCAGUUUCCUUAAGACCCUGAGUUCACAUGUUCUGAGAACUUCCGGUUUUACAUUAUUUAACCGAAUGUAACUGGCCCAUUUGCCCUGGUAGGUGCUGGCCUAGUAGUGAUUAGUUUAAUAAAAAAAAAACAAAAAACAAAACAAAAAAAAAAACACAAAAAACAAAAACAAAAAACAGUGCACAGAGAGCACAUAAAAACAUAAUGACCUGCUAUGGGAACAUCUAGCCUGCAGUGAGAAUUUUUAAUCCUUUUCUUGUUUAGAAAGUAUACACAUCUUGGGAUUUUUCCUUGUGAAACACAAAUGGCAAUGAGCACAUUUAAAGAUAUUGCCUACAGAAGUUUUGAAUCUUUUUGCCAGGAAACUUCCAAAAGUUAAGCGAAUUCAUGCAAAUAUCAGGCUCCCUCUGAGCCAGUGUGAAGUCUGUAUCAGUUGUUGCCAGCCCUGCUGUUGGGAGGAGCAACAGUUUAUUUCUGGGAAGGGUUGAUCCUCCUGGGUGGAGCUACAAGGAAGGGCCAGGGUUGUAGGGCCUUGCAGUGGCUGCUGCUCUGAUCAGCUGGUUGGGGAGCUCUGCUCUACUUAAAAGGGAGUGGAGAUAAAUGGCACCCCCACACUGCUGAGGCCCGUGUUACUGUUCAUUCAGCCAGAUGGCAUGUAUCUCACAGACUAUUGUACAAUGUUCAUCGUUGCAGAUUUUAAUCAUUUGCAUGCUCAUCAAUUUCUAAGAUAAAUAGGCCUAUAGUCAUAAGAAUCCAUUGUUUUCAAGGAACUUGCUGAAUUACAUCAUUUCCUAUUCAUAGAGAACACCACCAACUUUGAAAAUCUCAUAGGAAAGUUAUUUUUUACUCCUUUGUAAAAAAAAAAAAAAAGAAAGAAAAGACUUUCUCAGUCAAACUAACUUUUCAUUUUUGACUCUUCUGAUUCGUACUCUUGCUAGUGUAAGAAGAAAGCUAGCUAUCCUGCUCUCUUCCGUUGAGCACUUAAGUAGUAAAAGAGAAAUCAAUGAACAAAGCUGCCUCAACUAUUUUUCCUGCUAAGCUGGUUAUUAUUUCUCAAGGAAUCCAGACUUUAAAUAUGUAUUACCAAGAUACCUCUGCAUGUGGAAUUAUCAACAUAUUUUGGGUGAGAACAGAAAUGAACAGACUGGAAAGUGCAUCUCUUAGUUUCUGUGGCUGACUUUUUGUUGAUUCAAAUAAAGGUAGAAAUUCUUAUUUAAGCUGCUUCCAGAGGUGCCUGAGCUGGGUUUGAUGGCAGUAUCAAACUUUACUGACUUAAAACUGGAAGUUGCUGGUACUCAAGCCAACAGCUCAUGCUCUGGCUAACUCAAAGGGUUUUGCUUUGAGCACAUCAGCUGCUAAGUCCUUGUGUUUGGUUCCUAUUUAAGAGAGUUGGCUUUUAUCCAUUUCAAAGUAUUUGUAGGCCAGCCAAGGGCUUACGUUAAUGGGGCUUCUAGUGGCCUCUGGUUAACCUAGAAGUUAGUGGCUUUUUCUUCAUGAGAACAACCUUUCACAGCGUUCUUUCUUAGAAACAGGCAGAGUUAUAAAAUUCUCCUUUGUGAAAGGAACAAAUGUUUUGUAGCUUUGAUAUCUUCAUUCUGGGCAAAAGCAUGUCCCUAGAACCAGUUAGAAGUAAGGGGAAUCCAUUAAUGAUCAACCACCUGAGUCAAUAAUGACAAAUCAGUUCUGAUGUUACAUGUGUGGCUAUUUCUUGCUAACUCUCAAAGGUCAGGGACUCUCUUGACUAAUCUAGUGAUGCAAAAAUGGAUUUACUCAGAAUCAAAUGGUCAGAAAGUAGAGAUUUUUAACCUUUCUUUCCCUGGCUUUUGUCUUUUAGGUAUCUUUUAAAUGGGAGACAGAGUAUUAAGAAACAGUUUUGUACUGUAAGAAACAGUGCUUUACAGUACUGAAGCCCUGUUUUAUGCAGUCUUGCAUCCUGAAUGCGAUAUGCCAUGUAGCUGAAAACUUCAAUUUUAUUUACUAUAGGUGGUUUAAAGGUGGGGAAGAAGGCUCACCACCCAUUGACGCCAAGAGCCACAAAAUUCAGUAGAGAGAAGCACUGUGGCUGAUCCCAUAUUCAGUCUCUCAUUGGCUUUGUGGAGCUCUACAGGUCAGUCCAUCAUACAAGGAGGCCCUGAAACCAGACACUGAGAAUUAAAGCCCUGAUAGGGAAGAGAAGGAUCCUUUGGGAGGCAUGCAAAAGAGAAUGGGUGGAAAUCAAAUAUGAAAUCACUUCUUUGUAGUGAUUUGAGGGAGGGAUAGUGUUCCCAGCACUUGGUGAAUGUUAGUUGGAGGUGAUGCUAGAUUCAUGUAUAUAGGCUACUGAGAAACCUGAAGGAAGAAGCAUGCUCUUCCAGGGAUGUGAGGAAUAUCACCUUGCCAAGGCUAAGGAAAAGAGCUCCAUCCAGACGGUAGAUUUAAUUAUGAGGAGCAAUGACAGCCUUGUUAGUAGAAUGUCCAGGGUUAAAGAGGGUCUUUGGUCAUUUCUAAAGUCAAGCCUGGGAAGAUCUUCAAGGUCUUGCCAUAGCUCUGUAAACCAGACCCCUAGGUGUGGCUGCAGAACGUGUGGGUCUGGUGUGUGUUGGCUAUUUCUCACUGCUUGUAACCAGAGCAUCAAAUUUGAUGCUGCAAGGUUGAAUGAUAUUGGGAGUGUUUGGCCCUACUCUUAAGAGAUCUAUCAUUAAUAAACAGCUUAUAAUUAGCUAGUAUGAUUAGAAAAUGUAUGACUUAGAUGACAAGUUGUCUUCCUUUCCUAGCUUGUUGAUGACUUGGCAUUUGUGAUGUAUACACAAAGAGAUCCGGUGUGUUAGCCUUUCACCAUUCACCUGGCAUUUAAAUCUCUCUUUGCUCAUGCUGUUCAUUUACCAGUGUUACCCAAUAUGCCAUGUGCUAGGACAAAUUCACUACACAGGAAAAUGUCUAGAUUUGUGUAGACAUCUUUAGUGCUGAUUUUUUUUUCCUUUUUUGCCAUUGGCCUAAGAAUGUAGUUCCCAGAACAAUUUUUUCUUGCAAAAUAAUUUUCCUUACACCUCUUGGCUACAGGGUGGGCCAAAUCAACUACAUAUAUAUUUUCACUUACUGUGUGUGCAGUUUGGUUUAUCAUCCUAAGAUGGUGGUGCUGCUCCUGGUGCUACUUCAUCUGUGUACAAGAGACCAACACAUGGUCUGUAUUGCUACCAAAACAUUUAUUGUAUAUAUGUGUAUAACAUACGUAUUAUGUAUAUAUGUCAUGGGUACCAGGCCAGGUUUAUAUUUUUUAUUUAGAAGUGUUUCACUUUUCCAAGUUUUCUUUAUAGUGUUAUGUUUAUUUUCAAUUUUUUUCCCCCUUGAUUCUGUCUGGUACUUAGAACUGUAGUGUCUUCAUCGUUAAUUAAAGAAAACUGUCUAAAUGAA
Molecule: messenger RNA, 8857 nt
Organism: Ictidomys tridecemlineatus (thirteen-lined ground squirrel)
Lineage: Eukaryota; Metazoa; Chordata; Mammalia; Rodentia; Sciuridae
Gene: Irs1
Product: insulin receptor substrate 1
Biological process (GO): insulin receptor signaling pathway
Cellular component (GO): cytosol; plasma membrane
Molecular function (GO): phosphatidylinositol 3-kinase binding; insulin receptor binding
Source: RefSeq, a predicted model, not a curated record